AUGAUCUUCAAGUCGCGCUGCCCCACGCUGCCCAUUCCGGCGGACGCAUCCAUCUGGAAGAUGGUGGAGCAGCACGCCGCCGACAUGCCGGACAAGAAGGCCUUCAUCUGCGGCAUCACGGAGCGGUCCCUGAGCUUCUCGGAGCUGCUGCAGCAGGCCAAGAAGGUGUGCGCCGGUCUGGCCGCCAACGGCCUCAAGAAGGGGGACGUGGUCAUCCUGCACUCGUCCAACUGCCUCGAGUACGUCGUGGUCUUCCUGGCGCUCAACCGCCUCGGCGCGAUCUGCUCGCCGUCCUCGCCCCUGUUCAACGGCCAGGAGCUGGCGGACCAGAUCGAGAUCGCCGAGGCCAAGGCCGUCAUCACCCACAAGAAGUUCGCCAAGGUGGCGGUGGAGGCCGCGGGGCUGCGGCGCCUGCCGCUGUCGCAGAUCUACACGCUCAGCCAAGCCGAGGGCCCCGCUGGUCUCAAGUCCAUCGAGGACCUGGUGGCCCAGAAUCUGCCAUUCCCCAACCUCCCGCCUAUUGACACCAACCAAGUGGUGACGCUGCCCUUCUCCAGCGGCACAACGGGCCGCCCCAAGGGCGUGGAGCUCACGGCGCGUGCCAUGUACGCGUGUGGCAUUCUACCGGCCUACCGGGAGGCCGAGGUAGAGUACAUUCUGGGCAUGCUGCCGUUCUUCCACAUCAUGGCUACAAUGAUCUUCCACGUGACCAUCUACAAGGGCGUGACCAUGGUCGUGCUGCCUGGGUUCGACCCGGAGACGUUCCUGAAGACCGUGGUCAAGUACAAGAUGAGCAAGCUGAACCUCGCGCCGCCGCUCGUCACGUUCCUGGCCAAGCACCCGAUCGUGGACAAGUACGACCUCUCUCACGUGACCCACGUGGGCUCUGGAGGGGCCCCUUUGGGCAAGGAGGUGGAGCACGCGGUCCUGCAGAGACUGGGGAUCCAAGUGCUUCAGGGCUACGGCAUGACGGAGUUCGCUGGCUGUGCGAGCAGCUCGUACCCAUCCACGUUCCGUGACGGUGCCUCGGGUACGCUGCACCCCAACACGGAGUUGAAGGUGCAGGACCUGGAGACAGGAGAGGAGCUGGGCGUGAACCAGACUGGAGAGCUGCUGUUCCGCACCCCAGCGCUCAUGAAGGGGUACUUCAAGAACCCGGAAGCCAACCGCGUUACCUUCACCGAGGACGGAUUCGUCCGCACGGGCGACGUCGGAUACAUCGAUGAAGAUGGCUACAUUUUCAUUGUCGACCGUCUCAAGGAACUCAUCAAGUACAAGGGCCACCAGGUGGCGCCUGCCGAGGUGGAGGACGUCGUGAACUCGCACCCGAAGGUUGCGGACUCUGGCUGCGUGCGAGGGUUUGACCCUGCUACGGGUGAGGAGAUCCCCAAGGCUUUCGUGGUGCUGAAGGAGGGCGAAACGUUGAGCGAGGAGGAGCUCAUGGAGUACGUAGCGGGCAAAGUGACGGGCUACAAGCGCGUGCGUGAGGUGGAAUUCAUCGACGUGAUUCCCAAGAGUCUGUCGGGCAAAAUCCUGCGCCGCGUGCUGCAGAUCCGACAGAACGAGAAGAUGAAGGCGACCCAGAGUCGGCUGUAAGUUGGAAGGUGAAGCAGAGUAUGGCAAGGAUGGUAAAACCCGGUUGGGAUCAUAUAGGGUACAGAUCAGAGAAUGGAUCGGUUAUUAAUACUAAUUUUUGUAUUGAAAAAC
Messenger RNA from Phytophthora sojae, 1707 nucleotides. RefSeq lists its product as hypothetical. Bases 1 to 1596 code for a protein of 531 amino acids. Lineage: Eukaryota; Oomycota; Peronosporomycetes; Peronosporales; Peronosporaceae. The record is from RefSeq and is a predicted model, not a curated record. The transcript has a single exon. Gene Ontology annotation, molecular function: CoA-ligase activity.